CGACAGCUCCGCUCCACGUAGAGCGGAGUAAGCAGUGGAAGCAAACCUGGCAACGCAAAAAGACUCUCGAUUCAACACAACGGAUGAUGCCAUUAUUCGUUUUUAAUGCUGACCGCUUAUUGCGACGAUAGGUUCAUCGGCGUUUCAGAUCUUGCAGCAGUUAGAUUCUCGCUGCCGUCGCAGUUGCUCGAGCCUACCCCGAACUUGGAAUACUGGACCUAUAUCGAUGCCCCCAAUGCCUUCGUUGCUAUGGGCACUUCCGAUGACCCUCUCGAUCGAAUGCUCGAGGUCGUGCGCUUUUGGUUGACGAAGGAUCUGAAGUAUGCCAAAGGAAAGCCAUGCAAACCUUACAAUUCAUGUCUCGGCGAAUUCUUCAGGUGCAACUGGGAAACUGAAGAUAACGCCCCGAAGAUCGAUACUUCAAGCCUCCAACAGACUAAUGGCACCUCCAAGGGUGGCCUUUCAGCGCUGAAAGUGGCAGCGAAGAGUGAUAAGAACGCUUCAAACGUCUCACUGUCUGUGCCUCAGCAUGGCGCUGCAAAGGACGACAAGCUUAUUCGCGUCUCGUAUCUUACUGAGCAGACCUCACAUCACCCCCCUGUGAGCGCCUUCAAUGUCACCUGCCCCGAGAAGGGUAUCACUGCCCGCGGUUUUGACCAGAUCACUGCCAAGUUCACAGGUACCUCCGUCAAGGUCCUUCCCGGUGAACACAACAUGGGCAUCUUCAUAACCCUCGAAAAGCGUGAUGGGGAGACCUACCAGCUUACCCACCCGGCGGCCCAUCUGGGCGGUCUUCUCCGCGGAGCUUUGAGCGUAUCGGUCAGCGAAUUCGCUUACAUCACAUGCCCCAAGACCAAGAUCAAGGUCAUUCUGCACUAUGUGGAGGAGGGCUGGCUGGGACGCACAACAAACAAGAUUGAUGGCGUUGUCUUCAAGUAUGAUCCUGAUAACGAUGACAAGUCUCGAGUUCAAGACGUGCCUGAUGAAGAUGUCCUUGCUCGGUUGAGUGGUCCAUGGAAGGAGAAGGUUGUUUUUACUCUCGGUCCCAGACCAGUUAAAUCUGUACCCGUGGAAGAGCAAUACACCAUUAUCGAUAUUGCACCCCUCAGUGUUGCGCCCAAGAUCAUCCCUCCCAAGGAAAAACAGCUCCCCAACGAGUCUUUAACCCUUUGGGGUGGUGUUACAGAUGCUAUCCACGCUAAACAAUAUGGCAAGGCUACCCAGGUGAAGGUCGAGCUCGAAGAAGCCCAGCGCGAGAAGGCCCGGCAACGUGAGGCCAACAAGGAAACGUGGCAGCCCGUCUUUUUUAAACAUGUCACCGGUAACGAUGGCAAGCCCGAUCUGACCGACAAGGGCCGCGAGGUCCUUGAACGGGCGCAGAAGGGUGACUGGUCGCUCGAAGGAAUCAUGUAGACGUUCGUCUUUGCUUUGAGGUUUCGAUUGUGUCGUGCAUUAGAUGCGGUUUUCUGCUGCAAACACGAACAACUGAAGGGAAAUUGAGGAGCAUAGUUGGGAUUGUUAGACGACAUAUUUCUUUUGGACUUUUCUGUGUCAGAAAGACACUUCUGGGAUAGAGCUUUAUUGCGCCGGAGAGUAGCACGGGGGCGGUAUUUGAAUCAGAAGUUGAUGAACCCCGAAAAUGCAUGGCGGGCUUGCGCACUCGUUAUUUGGAGUUGUGGGAGUUUUUGAGGCCCAGGAUUAUUGCUGACAAGAUAGCAAGAUCCUC
Messenger RNA from Fusarium redolens, 1726 nucleotides. RefSeq lists its product as uncharacterized. NCBI's taxonomy places the organism in Eukaryota, Fungi, Ascomycota, Sordariomycetes, Hypocreales, Nectriaceae. The coding region runs from base 106 to 1413 and encodes 435 amino acids. Gene Ontology annotation, biological process: piecemeal microautophagy of the nucleus; maintenance of cell polarity; endocytosis. The record is from RefSeq and is a predicted model, not a curated record. Gene Ontology annotation, molecular function: sterol binding. The transcript has 3 exons. Gene Ontology annotation, cellular component: cytosol; membrane; intracellular membrane-bounded organelle.